Lactuca virosa is the source of this 1537-nucleotide messenger RNA. The record is from the annotation of a GenBank genome assembly. NCBI's taxonomy places the organism in Eukaryota, Viridiplantae, Streptophyta, Magnoliopsida, Asterales, Asteraceae.
AUCUCUUUCGCUCGAUUUAGACAAGCAAAGAUUGAAAGAUGAUAAACUGAAUUCUCACCUACUCAAAGCAACACCGGAAAUACGCCGUCUCCGGUAAUGCUCGACUCGAUUUAGUCGUCGGAGUUCGAUUUAGUCUCCGGCGGAGUCAAUUCUGUACAUCAGAAGUUCAGAACCACCGGUUUCUCUUGUCAGAGAGAAUGGGGAUGUCGUGGGAAGACGUCGUUUUGAUCGAGGAACGGAAAAGUUCCGACGAACCAACCGUCGUCACGGUGAACUGCCCCGACAAGCCUGGGCUCGGCUGUGACCUUGUACGGAAUGUACUCGAAUUCGGACUCUAUGUCACCCGUGGAGAUUUUUCUACAGAUGGGAAAUGGUGUUACAUCGUGUUAUGGGUUGUUUCGAGGCCAUGCUCGCUGAAAAUUGAUUGGGAGAGCUUAAAACAGCGGCUUUUAUCUUGUUGUCCAUCGUUUUUGCCUGCGUUUUAUCUCAAUCAAUUACCCGAUUCUUCUAAACCACCUCCAAUUUAUCUGUUAAAGGUCUUCUCUCUUGAUCGAAAAGGAUUAAUCCAUGAUGUCACACAAGUUCUUUGUGAACUCGAGCUCACAAUUCAAAGCUUAAAAGUAAUGACAAACCCAGAUGGCAAGGUCUUGGACCUCUUCUUUAUCACCGAUCACUUGGAUUUAUUGCAUACAAAAAUUAGAAGAGAAGAAACAUGUGAGCAUCUAAGUAGCGUGUUAGGAGAGUAUUGUAUAAGCUGUGAACUUGAGUUAUCAGGGCCAGAAUAUGAAAGCCAAAAAGGGUUCACUUCAAUUUCAGAAGAAAUUGCUGAUGAAUUGUUUAGUUUUCAACUUGCCACUAAGGAAGAUGAUCGAUCACAAGCUGUUAUAACGGUUGAUAAUUUAAUGAGUCCAGCUCAUACUUUGCUUCAAAUACAAUGCCUUGAUCAGAAAGCUCUCAUCUAUGACAUUUUAAAGAUCUCUAAAGACUGCAAUAUCCAGAUUGCAUAUGGAAGAAUCUCUAGUAGUGUGAAAGGGUACCGAAGUUUGGACUUGUUUAUACAAAAAGAUGAUGGGAAAAAGAUAUUGGAUAAGGAAAACCAAGUUGCUUUAUGUUCACGUCUAAAAGAAGAGAUGUUACAUCCAUUAAGAGUCAUUAUCACAAACCGUGGCCCUGAUACAGAACUUUUUGUUGCUAAUCCUGUUGAGCUUUCCGGGAAGGGAAGGCCACGUGUUUUUUAUGAUGUCACAUUUGCAUUGAAGACACUCGGAAUAUGCAUCUUCUCUGCUGAAGUUGGCAGACACUCGACUGCAGAGCGUGAGUGGGAAGUUUACAGGUUCCGAUUGGAUGAAACUCGAGGAUUUGCGUUAAUGAGUAAGAAAGCUAAGAUGGAUGUAGUUGAUAAGGUGAGAAGAACACUAAUGGGAUGGUGAAUGAGAUCACAAGAGUUCAUCAUGGAUUUAUGGCUAUGAAUGUGUUGUUAUUGGUGACUUAAUUUUGACCUUGUGAUUUGUGCAUGCUUUGGUUAUAAAUAUUAUGG